This is a messenger RNA of Alternaria arbusti, 672 nucleotides long. RefSeq lists its product as uncharacterized. Gene Ontology annotation, molecular function: zinc ion transmembrane transporter activity. The record is from RefSeq and is a predicted model, not a curated record. The transcript has a single exon. Gene Ontology annotation, biological process: zinc ion transmembrane transport. NCBI's taxonomy places the organism in Eukaryota, Fungi, Ascomycota, Dothideomycetes, Pleosporales, Pleosporaceae. Gene Ontology annotation, cellular component: membrane. The coding region runs from base 1 to 672 and encodes 223 amino acids.
AUGGAAAGCUCUUUUGCAAGUUUACCGUCUACCAAUGGCCACGCAGCACACGAGAUCCGACCCCUCCAAAAACACAGCCGCUCAUCCUCGACUACCUCAUCGCACACUGACCACCACCACCAUCACGGCCACAGCCACGACGAACACGACCAGGAGGCCCAACAACACCACCACCACGUCCCAACAAACGCCUUCCUUUCCCUCGGUCUCCAAACAAGCACAGCAAUCGCCCUGCACAAAAUCCCCGAAGGCUUCAUCACCUACGCCACCAACCACGCCAACCCCACCCUCGGCUUCUCCAUCUUCCUCGCCCUCUUCAUCCACAACAUCACCGAAGGCUUCGCUCUCGCUCUGCCCCUAUACCUUGCCAUCGGCUCCCGCUGGAAAGCCAUGCUCAUCUCUGCCGUCCUGGGUGGUGUCAGUCAGCCCCUCGGUGCUGGUGUCGCAGCACUGUGGUUCAAGAUCCAAGGUAGGGGUCGAGAGCACGGCGCUGAUGAGGGCAUGGACACGAUUUACGGUUGCAUGUUUGCAGUUACUGCGGGGAUUAUGGCGAUGGUGAGCUUGCAGCUGUUGGGCGAGAGUCUGGAUUUGACGAAUUCGAGACGCCUGUGCUUUGUCAGUGCGUUUGCGGGAAUGGGGAUACUGGGGUUGAGUAGUGCGCUUACGGCGUGA